Molecule: messenger RNA, 1924 nt
Organism: Caenorhabditis angaria
Lineage: Eukaryota; Metazoa; Nematoda; Chromadorea; Rhabditida; Rhabditidae
Source: the annotation of a GenBank genome assembly
AUGGCUGCUUCAUCUGCCACGUCAUACGAGUACAUUCUAGCCAUCACACAUUUCUUCGGAUUCACUACAGUACUCCUAAACGGCUAUUUUUUCAACACUUUUCGAGAUGGCCUAACUUGGCCCACAAAACAGCAACAUGAUUAUUAUGGAAUUCAAUUUCACGGAUUUUUGAUGGUGCUGGGAUUUGUGUUUUUUCAGGGAGAAGGUUGGUGGAUUUUCAGCUUUUUUCGGGAAAAUUCUGAAAUUUUUGAAUUCUUCUUGAAAUUUCCGAUUUUUUGACACCAAACACGGUUAUUUUUGGAUAAUUUUGCAAAAAAAUUCGAAAUUUUUCGAAGAAAAAGGUCAGGGGAUCGAUCCCCGGUGCCUGCGAGAAUUUUUAUUUUUUUUUGAAAAUAUAUCAUGUGACCACUUUUCUAGUUCAGAAUUUUAAGAGGAACUCGAAAUUUUCCAUGAAAAAGGUUAGGGGUUCGAUCCCCGGUGCCUGCGAGAUUUUUAGUUUUUUUUUUCGAAAAUAUAUCAUAUGACCAGAAUUUCAAGAGGAAUUCAAAAUUUUCCCAAGAAAAAGGUCAAGGGUUCGAUCCCCGGUGGGAACUAAUUAAAAUUUUUUUUUUUGCAGCUCUUCUCUCCUACCGUAUCUACCGCUACGAGCCGAAAAUAAUAUCAAAAUUAAUCCAUGGAAUUCUGCAUUUUCUGGCAAUUUCUCUCGGAAUCACUGCGCUAAUUGCAAUUAUAAUUAACAAAAAUCUGGGUGGAAACAAGCAUUUCUACAGUAUCCACAGUUGGAUCGGUGUAUGUCUGCUCACCGUGUAUAUUCUUCAAUUCACCUUCGGAUUUUUCACAUUUUUAAUGCCGUGUGCUUCGGUGAAACAUCGUGCACGACUUAUUCCGAUUCAUCGUGCGAUUGGAGCGAGUUUGCUCAUUUUAGCCGCCAUUCAAUGUGUUGUGGGAUAUGUUACGUUUUUGAGCUUUGAUACACUGUGAGUUGAUUUUUGUGGGAAAUUAUUGAUUUUUUUGGAUUCCUCGUGAAAUUCUGAAUCGAAACAUUGCUCAUAUGAUAAAUUUUACAAAAAAUAAAAAAUCUCGCAGGCACCGGGGUUCGAACCUGUGACCUUUUUCUUGGAAAAUUUUUGAUUUUUUUGGGUUCCUCGUGAAAUUCUGAGUCGAAAGAGUGGUCACAUGAUAUAUUUUCCAAAAAAUAAAAAAAAAAUUUAGAAUAGUUCCCACCGGGGUUCGAACCCUUGACCUUUUUCUUCGCAAAAUCAUCCAAAAAUAACCGUAUUCGGUGUCAAAAAAUCGGAAAUUUCGAGAAGAAUUCAAAAAUUUCAGAAUUUUCCCGAAAAAAUCUGAAAAUCAACCAACCUUCUCAAAUUCUGAUUCGAAAAAGUGGUCAUUUUAUAUAUUUUCCAAAAAAAAAUCUCGCAGGCACCGGGGAUCGAACCUGUGACCUUUUUCUUGGAAAAUUUUGAAUUCCUCUCAAAAUUCUGAAUCGAAACAUUGCUCAUAUGAUAUAUUUUCCAAAAAAUUAAAAAAAAAUUUCAGAAUAGUUCCCACCGGGGUUCGAACGCCUGACCUUCUGCUUGGAAAAAAUAUAUCAUGUGACCACUUUUCUGAAUCAGAAUUUCAAGAGGAAUUCAAAAAUUUUCAUGAAAAAGGUCACAGGUUCGAUCCCCACUGCCUGCGAACUUUUUUUUUUGAAUUUUUGAAAAAACCCGGGCAUGUUUGGUAUCAAAAAAACGCGCGCGAAAAAUUCAAAUUCAAAUUUUCACAUUACAGACCGUGCUUCUCAACUCUCUCCUGCAAUAAUCGUAUGGAAUAUGUGGCCUCAUUUGCAGUUUUGACCCUAAUUCUCUACACUUUGCUGGUUCUCGCGCUGAUAAUUCCACAAUCUUGGAAACGCCAAAAAACACCGGAUGAAAUUAAGUAA